This is a messenger RNA of Pundamilia nyererei, 1793 nucleotides long. RefSeq names its product acyl-coenzyme A thioesterase 9, mitochondrial. The transcript is spliced from 13 exons. NCBI's taxonomy places the organism in Eukaryota, Metazoa, Chordata, Actinopteri, Cichliformes, Cichlidae. Gene Ontology annotation, biological process: acyl-CoA metabolic process. Gene Ontology annotation, cellular component: mitochondrion. The coding region runs from base 15 to 1268 and encodes 417 amino acids. The record is from RefSeq and is a predicted model, not a curated record. Gene Ontology annotation, molecular function: fatty acyl-CoA hydrolase activity.
AUCAAGGCCCACAGAUGCUGAGCGCUGCGUCAUCACGCAGUGGGCGGAGCUGCGUGCCACCGCGGAAGCUACACCGUCAUCAGCCUGUCUUUCUCUCCUCAAGAGAAAACUGUGAUUCUUCUUCUUUUCUCUCCCUUUUUUCAGCCCACACGCUUCGUUUGGACCCUCGAGGCCUCGGCUCUGUCAUCCCGGUCAAAAUGCUCUCACAGAGGUUUCUGCUGCUGCGAUCGGCCGCGUCCUUCACGAGGAGGUCGUUCUGCACGGGAGGAGCGUUGAAGCAGGGCAAGCAGGGAAAGGCACCUGACAUGAUCGAGGGAAAUCCACAGUUUCAUGUGUCAAAUGUGCGAAACAGGCUGAGGGAAAUCGUGGGAGCUUCCACAAACUGGAGCGACCAUCAGCAGGCCAUGGCGGAGCGUGUCUCACUGUCAUCCAUGUUGGCCAAAUCUCAGAACGAACUUCCUGCCAAGAGGAUGAAGGACAGCUACCUGGAGGUGCACCUGCCCCUGGGCUCUGAGCCACAGCUCAGGGAGAAGUAUCUGACCCACCACAACACCGUCAGGUUUGGCAGAAUCCUGGAGGACUUGGACAGUUUAGCAGGUACACAGCAGAUUAGAUGGGCAGCGUUUGUAAAUCCACUGACGCCUGAAGGACCCGAGGAAGAACGACUCUUGCAGGAAGGCGAAGCUAACAAAUCCCGCCGCGUGGAGCUGAGCACUGCGUCGCUGCUGAAGGUCGCUCCCACACAAGAGGAGAGGACGGUCGUUCACGGCCUUUUCCUCAACACCCUGGACACCAACACAGUCAGUUUCCGCAGCAGAAUUCUGCCCCCAAACUCAGUGUGGAUGGAAGAUGCCAAACUGAAAGGACUGGAGAUCUGCCAUCCUCAGGAGAGGAACAUCUUUAACAGGAUAUUUGGAGGUUUUCUGAUGAGGAAAGCUUACGAGCUCGGCUGGGCCAACGCCUGCUCCUACGGGGGUUGUCGGCCGAGUCUGGUGGCUGUCGAUGAUAUCCUCUUCCAGAAACCUGUGGAGAUUGGAUCUUUGCUGAUGCUCUCAUCGCAGGUGUGUUACACUCAGGGGACGUACGUCCAGGUCAGAGUUCACAGCGAGGUGUUUGACCCGCUGACCCGACAGCACAACACCACCAACAUCUUCCACUUCACCUUCACUUCAGACCGCGACGUCCCCAACAUCAUGCCCAAGACUUAUGGAGAGUCGAUGCUGUACCUGGACGGAAAGAGACACUUUGACCAAACCGUGGCGUGCUGAGGCGUCGAACUGAAGCCUUUCAGCAUCCAGAUGCCGAGCUCCAAGUGUUUCCGUGUUGAUGAGAAUAAUGAAUGAAUUUUAGGUUCUGACAUGUUUUUAUAUAACGGUUUCUGAAUUUUAAACAGCCCACAGGCACUUUGUUUGAAUCUUGUUGCUUCAGUCGAUCUGGAGGUUUACAAAUUGAUGUGUUUGGCGCACUACAGCAGAUGCUUUUCCCCCCAUGUUUCUCUAUUUUAUACUCUUAUCAUUUUUCCCACUUGUCAGUGUUACAGCCUCUCAACUGUAGAAAACGAGGUAAACACUCCAGCCCUUCUCAUCAUAACCUCAUUCACUUCGACUCCUCGGUGUUACGAUACAGCAUGUUACGUUUUUAUAUCUCACUGUUGCUUACACGCACAAACAGCUUUUCUUUUUUACACUUUAUUAUGAUGCUGCUGCAAAAAGAACAAGGGUGUCAAUUCUCUGGCCUUAACUGGUGUAUUUACUCGAAUGCAAUAAAAAAGUUUUAUUUAUCUCGGUGUUACA